Cottoperca gobio is the source of this 3451-nucleotide messenger RNA. RefSeq names its product thrombospondin 4b (gene thbs4b). The record is from RefSeq and is a predicted model, not a curated record. Gene Ontology annotation, molecular function: calcium ion binding. Gene Ontology annotation, cellular component: extracellular region. The coding region runs from base 162 to 2984 and encodes 940 amino acids. Gene Ontology annotation, biological process: cell adhesion. NCBI's taxonomy places the organism in Eukaryota, Metazoa, Chordata, Actinopteri, Perciformes, Bovichtidae. The transcript has 22 exons.
CCUAACGAUCACACACACAGACGGACAGGAGCUUGUAGCAUGUCUCACUUCUGAUUCAAAAAAGGAGGCAAGGACACAAAGGCACCUCUCGCAGCAGGCGCAGACGUACGGAUCGGUCACUGCAGAGACACUGCUGAUCUAGAAGCAGUGGGACGGACACAAUGGGUUUGUGGACAGCCCUGAUUGUGGCCUCGCAGCUGCUGUUGAGACUCAGCUUACACGUGGAGGCGCAGGCGUUAGUCUAUGAUCUGCUCACCUCGCCUGAUUGCCUGCCAGACCUGCUGCAGGGGGGUCUGGCAGAGCAAGGAGUGACCGAGGCUUUCAUCCUCACCUCCUUCAAGUUGCAGCCCAAGACCGGAACCAGCAUUUUUUCCCUGUACAACCCGCGGGACAACAGCAAGUACUUUGAGUUCACCGUGAUGGGGAAGCUGAACAGAGCUGUGUUACGCUACCAGCGGAGCGACAAGAGGAUGAGCUCAGUCACCUUCAACAACCUGGUGCUGGCAGACGGCCAACAACACCGACUGUUGUUCCACCUGAAGGGGAUGCGGCAGCAGGGGCCGGGCGGGGUGGAGCUGCAUCUGGACUGCAGGCUGGUGGAGACGGUCAGGGAUCUCCCUGCGGCCUUCCAGGGUUUACCGGCAGGCUACGGGAUGGUGGAGCUGAAGACCAUGCAAGCCAGAGAGCAGGAGACUUUAGACGAGCUCAAGCUGGUGGUUGGAGACACAUUUGAGAAUGUUGCUUCAUUACAAGACUGCCAUUUCCAACAAAGAGACUCCGUCCAAACUCUGGGGGUCAACACGAAGCAGCUGUCCAAUCAAAUGCUGGAGUUAACGAAGGUGAUACAUGACCUGAAAGACGUCCUCAUUCAGCAGGUCAAAGAAACCUCAUUUCUCAGGAACACCAUCUCCGAGUGCCAGGCCUGCGGGCUGGGCGGGACGGAGGUGGUGAAGCCACGGUGCGGCCCCGGGGUGUGUUUCCGUGCCGUCGCUUGUAUGGAGACGGUGGACGGUGUGGAGUGCGGGCCGUGUCCUGACGGGUACACCGGGGACGGUUUCAACUGUGACGACGUGGACGAGUGCCAGUUUAACCCCUGCUUCCCUGGAGUGAAGUGCGUGAACACCGCCCCGGGCUUCCGCUGCGACGCCUGUCCGCUCGGAUACUCCGGCCUAGCGGUGGAGGGGGUCGGCAUCCUGUACGCCCAGACCAACAAACAGGUUUGUGACGACGUUGACGAAUGCAAAGAACCGAACAACGGAGGCUGCGCUGCAAACUCAGCGUGUCACAACUCUGUGGGCUCCUAUCACUGCGGCAGCUGUAAGACGGGUUUCACAGGAGAUCAGCUGAAGGGCUGUAAACCGGAGAUCAGCUGCGGUAACAGCCUGACCAACCCCUGCGAUGCCAACGCACAAUGUUCAGCGGAGAGGGACGGCUCGGUCCACUGUCAGUGUGGAAUUGGUUGGGCCGGUAAUGGAUACCUGUGUGGGAAGGAUACCGACAUUGACGGAUACCCGGAUGAGAAACUCAAAUGCAAAGAUUUGAUCUGUAAAAAGGAUAACUGCAUGUUCGUUCCCAACUCCGGUCAAGAGGACGCCGACCAGGACACGUAUGGAGACGCCUGUGACGACGACGCAGAUGGUGACGGUAUACCAAAUGAGCAGGACAACUGCUGGUUGAAGCCCAACGUGGACCAGAGGAACACGGAUAAGGACAGCCACGGAGACGCCUGUGAUAACUGUCGCCUGGUGGAGAACCCCGACCAGAGGGACACCGACAGCGACGGCAAAGGGGACGACUGUGAUGACGACAUGGACGGAGACGGCCUGAAGAACUUCCUGGACAACUGCCAGCGCCUCCAGAACAGAGACCAGCUGGACCGGGACGGAGACGGAGUGGGAGACGCCUGCGACAGCUGCCCCGACAUUCCCAACCCAAACCAGUCCGAUAUUGACAAUGACUUGGUUGGAGACUCCUGCGACACAAAUCAAGACAGUGAUGGCGACGGUCACCAGGACACUAAGGAUAACUGUCCGUACGUGAUAAAUAGCUCCCAGCUGGACACCGACAAAGACGGGCUGGGUGACGAGUGUGACGACGACGAUGACAACGACGGCAUCCCUGACAGUAUACCGCCGGGGCCGGACAACUGCCGGUUGGUACCAAACCCGGACCAGGUUGACGACAACAACGAUGGAGUCGGAGACGUGUGUGAGUCUGACUUUGACCAGGACAAAGUGAUUGACAGGAUUGACAACUGUCCCGAGAACGCAGAGGUCACCUUGACGGACUUCAGAGCCUAUCAGACGGUGGUGCUGGACCCUGAGGGCGACGCCCAGAUUGACCCCAACUGGGUUGUGUUGAACCAGGGAAUGGAAAUUGUUCAGACCAUGAACAGUGACCCAGGACUUGCUGUUGGUUACACUGCUUUCAGUGGAGUGGACUUCGAGGGCACAUUUCACGUAAACACAGUGACUGACGACGACUACGCCGGCUUCAUCUUCGGCUACCAGGACUCGUCCUCCUUCUACGUGGUGAUGUGGAAGCAGACGGAACAGACGUACUGGCAGGCGACGCCCUUCAGAGCUGUGGCCGAGCCCGGCAUCCAGCUAAAGGCUGUGAAGUCUCGAACGGGCCCCGGGGAGCACUUGAGAAACUCGCUGUGGCACACAGGAGACACCAACGACCAGGUGCGUCUGCUGUGGAAGGACCCCAGAAACGUAGGCUGGAAGGACAAAGUGUCCUACCGCUGGUACCUGCAGCAUCGCCCGCAGGUCGGCUACAUCCGGGCGCGGUUUUAUGAAGGGACGGAGCUGGUGGCCGACUCCGGCGUGACGAUCGACACGACCAUGAGAGGAGGACGACUCGGCGUGUUCUGCUUCUCCCAGGAGAACAUCAUCUGGUCCAAUCUGAAAUAUCGCUGCAACGACACCAUCCCCGAGGACUUCCAGGAGUUCAGCACUCAGCACGGUGUUGACUCUCUGUAGAGCACCAGAUCUCUAAAGACUCUGAGUGUGAAUGUGUGUGUGAGUGUGUGUGUGUGAGUGUCUGUUGUGUGUAAUCAUCUCUUUAAGACUCUUAUUGUCUGGAUAUUGUAAGUUAUAAUGACGUGACAGAAGAAGAGCAUGCAGCACAGUAUAACAUAAGUUCCCAUAUAUUUUCAAAAUAAAAGGAAACGUCUCCCACACAGAAUAUUUUAGUUGAUGUGUGCGUUAUGAACACAAAGUGAAAGCUUUGAUCUCUAACAGGUUGUAUUUGUGUAUUUUUACUCCUUUUGUAAAGUUUUAUACGACUCAAAAUGUCCGACUGCGUCUCACUUCCUGUAGAAGAUGAACUUAAAGCUCCAUGUAAUCCUGUCUUCUCUUUCCAUCGUCUGGUCUUUCACAUCGUGAUCAUCUCAUGUGUGUGUGUGUGUAGUCACCAACCUGGUCAAAAUAAAAAGGGCUUUAAAGUG